GGUGCGACUGGUUUAAGGGACUUGUCUGGGCGAGAGGGCGAGGGACGGAAAGCGAUCGGCUAGAGUGAAGGCCAGCGAGGCUGUAGGGGUGGGGUGGGGGCUGUGAGUGUGGAGGAGGGGGCCGUGUCCGUGUCCACCUCUCUGGGGUUUGAGAGGUCAGUUCUGUGCGUCGAGGGUGCCCCAAGCCUGGAGCUAAGAACCCAGAUUCAGGCCUUGGCAGAAGAGUAGAGCUGGGAGGAGAGGCAAGGGAGUGGUGGAAGGGGGACGGCAUCUUGUACUGAGGGGCAAGGGGAAGAGGACAGCUCCUGGCUCUUCCAGGGUGAAGGGAGGCACUGCACAGGACCCUGGAGAGAGGACCUGGGAAGUGUCAGCCCAGCUGGUCAGCCAGUGCAGUCUCACCAUGACACUAUGGCAGCUACAACUCACAUCACUCAUCCUCCUAAUAGGCAGAUUGUGCCCAUUGAGUACAGACACCUGACCUCUGUACAUCACAACACCAGAUCUGGACCGGGGGGCGGGGUGGGGGGGAGCGGUGUGUGCCUCUGGUCCCACGCACACCAGGUACUUGAGCCAGCCUGGGGUGCCCUAGGAGACACGGGUUCUUGUCCCAGCAUCACCAGUGAGCAAGCCACUUCCCUUUCUGGCCAUGUUCCCAUCCCCCACAGCCGCUGCCACCACAACUAGCCUGGUCCUGGAAUCUGAGAUCAGCCAUGCAGGUGUUUGGCCUGCAGGUGGAUGAUUAGUGAAGGGAAACUGAGGCUUGGAGAACAGUGGUGAGCCUGUGGCCACAGAGCAAACUAGGGGGCAGCCAAGGGAGAGCCCAACCUCUAGUCUCCCUGUCCCACUCCCUGCUGCACUGGGUUUCCUUUCUCUAGGCCCCAACGGGCUGGAAAGGUGGGGCUGGCCCUUUAAGAGGAGCUGUCCAGACAAGCUGUGUGUCUGGGGCCCUGUCUGGGUCAGCCCAGGCUCACCAGCUAGCCCUCUCUUCUGGAUCCUCCCUAGCUGGCAUUUGUAACUUGAAUGGUGUUUAAAAUGCAAACAGCAAAGCAGCAUCGAAUCAGCUAGACCAUCCAGAGGUAUAGAUCUUUGUCUAGGAUGGUAUCUGGAGCCCAAAGCACCAGCAGGACAUUUUUUUUUUUAGCUGGGAAACCAGCUAUGUUGCCCCCUUGUGUCUCAGAGGUCAGGAUUCCCAACCAAGCCCCAGGGACUCUGCAGUUAUGGCCCUUGGGCAUUCCCACAGGGCCUGUCUUCCUGUGUACAGGGGGCUUAUGCACAGACGGUGUCACUCUCUGGCUUGGGGAGGGCCCAGGGAUCUGGAGGCCCCUCCUGGCUGUGCCUGCCCCAUCAGCUUGUCAGUAUAUACUCUAAACGGACACUCUAAAAGGGCAUUCAGCGCCACACCAGGCCUAUGGGAGUAGCAGGAGGAGAAGCCCAAGGACUGAAGGCAGGGAGGCCAGGGCAGGCCAGGGGCCCAAUGGUAAGGUCUCUGUGAGGCGUGGGAGACAUGGAAGCUGGAGAAAGAGACUGGUGGGCUGGGGAGGGUGGGAGUGCCAGACCAAACGUGAGUCUCUGGUGUUACACAAUGAGAGCAUUUGGUCUCCACAAAAGGGGUUAAAGGUCAAGCUUAGGCAUGUGUUUCCUGGAGCUGGCUCUGGAAGCCCAAGGGUGGGACUAGAUGGGUGUUGGGAGGCCGACAGGUGCAGAGGAGGCUGUUAGGGAAGAGAGGCCUGAAAUUCCUCGAUCAGUGGAGAGGGAGAGCUGGGCAGAGAGGUGUGAGGGGAGAGUACGGAGUGGUUCUGGACUCCUGCCUGAGUGUGGAGAAGAUGGGGAUGGGGACGCCCUUUACUGAGCUGGGGCACAGGAGGCAAGGCCAGCUUCAGGGCAGGAGGUAAACACACCCAGUCUAAGCUGCCUUCGGGACAUCUGAGCUGAGAGAGGUCCAUCCCCACAAAAGGGACGUGGACCUGUCAGCAAACAGAUAGUGGCCAGAACUCGGGAGAGCUCGGAAUAGGUGGAAGAGGCAAAGGGCCCCAAAGGAAUGCUGGAGGAUAGCAGCACUGGGGGGGUCACCAGAGGAUCCCCCAAAGAACCCUCCAGAUAAGCCCAACCGCAGAGGAGGCAGGUGUCACAGUACCAUGUUUCUCCUCCAGGGAACCAGUUUAGGGUUUUGGAACCUACUUAUCACCUCCUGAAGCCCCCGAUGUACUGACACUGUCCUCAUCCAAAGGGUCCACUUGCCUCUGGACAGUUGGCCCAUUGCCGCCCGGGAAGAGACUCCAGCAAGCAUCAGGGAGGGAGACAGAGAGGGGAACAGACGUCAGGGGCUGGCUUGGAUGGGGGCCUGGAGACGGGACAGCCCAACUGCUGGCUCACUCAGCUCUCCUCACCACUCACAGGACCUGGGCCUCGAGGGGACCCUCCUCACCGACAUUCUCUACAGGAACGUGGCCUUCCUCAAUCUGGUGGACCCCAUCUCCCAUGACCUGCUUGUGAACCUGGCCCGGGACCUGCAGUGCCCCAAGACGGACUACGAGCUCUGGAAGUCCUCGGAUAAGAUCUGCCGCCAGCUCAUCUACCACCUCACCCCUCACUCCAAGCGGCAGCGAGGCUCCAGCCUGCCCCGGAGGAAGACCCAGAGCUGCCUCAAGAGCAGCCUCCAGAUGACUCAGCUGGCAGGGGAGACCGUGAACCUUUCGGGGAUCCCGCUGUCAGCGCGGGACGUGCGGCACAUCAGGCGUUACCUGGGGAGCCGGGGAGCCGGGCUCACGGUGCUGGACCUGAGCUUCACGGGGCUGAGCGAUGAGCUGCUGCACCUGCUGCUGCCCAGCCUCUGGGCGCUGCCCCGCCUCACCCAGCUCCUGCUUAACGGCAACAGGCUGACGAGGGCCACGGCCCGCGUGCUCACCGAGGCCGUCAAGGACCCCGCCAAGUUCCCCACGCUGGCCUGGGUGGACCUGGGCAACAAUGUGGACGUGGCCUCCCUGCCCCAGCCCCUGCUGGUCGGCCUGCGCCGGCGGCUGAGCCAACGCACCUCACUCCCCACCAUCUAUGAGGGCCUGGACCUAGAGCCUGAGGGCGGUGCGGCUGGGGCCGCAUCUGCCGCCUCCACCUGGGGCUCUGCAGCUACUGGCCCAGGGUUUGAGCCCCAGGCCUGCUGCACUAGGUGACUUGCCACCCACCCUGGCUCCUGCCUGAGUGCUGAUGCUCCUAGGCACAUGGGAUGGGGGAUGAUGGAGGCCCUCCAGGCCCCCAGAAAUCCAGUGUAAAUGCUCAGUCUGGGAUUAAGGGGAUGGAAGGAGAAUGGGUUCGCCAGAGGCCAGAGGGUCAGCCCAGGAUGGAGUGUCAGGCCUCCCUCAGCAGGGAGCGCCCGGCACCUGCUGUGCUGAUCCCACAGUAAAUGCUGAUGCCCCCCUCUG
Messenger RNA from Ailuropoda melanoleuca (giant panda), 3416 nucleotides. It is a transcript of the gene LRRC75B, whose product is annotated as leucine rich repeat containing 75B. The transcript is spliced from 3 exons. Bases 2334 to 3167 code for a protein of 277 amino acids. Lineage: Eukaryota; Metazoa; Chordata; Mammalia; Carnivora; Ursidae. The record is from RefSeq and is a predicted model, not a curated record.